AUGGUCAAAGCUGGAAAAAAGGUAUGGAUGGUUGCAUUUCUUGGGGUGACAAUCCCCUUCGUGAUCACGUCAUUUGUGUUCUCUUACAUCAAAGCAAAUAUGGGUUCACUACUACAAGUACAUUCUGCAACUUCCAUGAUUAUUUUUUCAAGUAUGGUUUUCACAUCGUUCCAAGUUAUUCACUUCAUUCUAACAGACGUGAAGCUUAUGAGCUCGGAAAUUGGACGUCUUGCCUUAACAAUCGCGGUACUAAGUGAUUUCUUUGGGUUAACUAUGGUUGUUGUUUUCGAAGCAUUUGAGCAAGGAGAAAAAGAGAAGCAUUAUUUGUGGUACUUCAUGUCAUCUGUUUUUGUAAUUAUUUCCUUAUUAGUAGUUAGCCUACCACAAGUAGUAAAAUGGAUUAAUAAGCGAACUCCUGAGGGUAAAUCUGUGGACCAAAAUUAUAUCGUUGCUACUUUGCUAACAGUUUUUGUUAUUGGGUUUUUCACGGAUUAUAUUGGAGCUGCGGUUGGAACUGGGCCUAUUUGGCUUGGGCUUGCUAUGCCUAAUGGGCCCCCAAUGGGCGCAGCCAUUAAGCAAAAAACAGAGAUUGUUUUGAAUUACAUUCUUAUGCCUUUUGCAUAUGCUACUGUUGGACUUAAUACGGACGUGUUUGCAGUGAUUGAAUCUUGGAAUAGCUUAGUUCCCAUGUUUCUAGUGGUUUUAUUUGUUUUUUUUGCAAAGCUUGUUACAAAUGCUAUGUUGGCCCCAUUUAUGGAGAUAUCGUAUAAGGAUUCGUUUAUUUUAAGCAUCAUGCUUAGCUUUAAAGGUCAAACGGAUUAUUUUCUCUGUCUUCACUGGAUGGAUUUAAAGAUCAUAGAGACACCAUCUUUUACAAUGUUAGUGACUCUGUCAACUAUAGAGACAGCCAUAUUCUGCCCAAUAAUCGACUACAUGUAUGAUCCAAAAAAGUCAUACUUGAUCAACAUACAAAGAACCAUUGAACACACAAUGCAAGGCUCUGAACUUCGAAUCCUAGCAUGCAUUUACGACCAAGAAAGUGUGGCUAGCCUAUUUAGCCUUUUAGACUUUGCAAAUCCAACUUCAAGCAACCCAUUUAAGGUGUACACUCUCUACCUUAUCGAACUCUUAGGCCGAGGCACCCCGAUGCUCAUCGACCACGCAAAGAAUACUAACGUAGUCUAUUGGGACAACAACAACGAGGUCAUACAUAAUGCUAUCAAGCACUACGCCGAGGCUCGCACGAAUACCAUUACUAUGAGAAGUUUUACAAGUGUUACCCCUAGUCGUACAAUGUACCAAGAUAUAUGUGAUAUGGCCUUGUUGUACAAGGUUAAAUUUAUAAUUUUACCCUUCCAUAAGAAAAGUAUUAAAGAUGGGAGUGAAUUUUCAACUGAAGUAAGGCCAGGGGUACAAUCGUCUAAUGCUAAUAUAUUAUCUAAUGCACCUUGCUCUGUGGGAAUUUUGGCAUGUAAAAAUGAUGAUAUAUGGGGAACAAAUUCAAGUCCAAUAUUUCUUCGGAUACAUUGCCAAUUUGUCAUGCUAUUCCUUGGUGGGCAUGAUGCUCGUGAGGCCCUUUCGUUGGCGGGUCGUAUGGCGGAACAUCCUAAUGUGUCGUUGAUUGUUUUUCGAAUCUUGCCAAGUGAAGAUAGAGAGUAUAAUAAGUCGGAAAGAAAGAUGGAUGAUGGAGUGGUAGCCUGUUUUGAGGUACAAAAUGAGUGGAAUGAUAGAGUAGUGUACAAGGAAGUUUUUGUGGACAAUGGUCUUGAUACGGUUUCGGCUUUACAAUCGUUGAACAAUAGCAUUCCAGUAGAUCUUUGGAUUGUUGGGAGAAAAAAUGGAAUUGAUUCGAUUUUAUUGAAGGGUCUAUCAGAUUGGAGUGACAAUCCUGAAUUAGGAUUAAUAGGCGAUUUUUUGGUGUCAAUGGAUGUUAAUACCCUAGGAGGAUCUGUAUUGAUAGUGCAACAACAAAUGUUAAGAAAUCCAGAAUCCAUACCAUGGGGUUGUUAG
Molecule: messenger RNA, 2010 nt
Organism: Chenopodium quinoa (quinoa)
Lineage: Eukaryota; Viridiplantae; Streptophyta; Magnoliopsida; Caryophyllales; Amaranthaceae
Product: cation/H(+) antiporter 24-like
Exons: 2
Coding region: 1-2010 (669 amino acids)
Biological process (GO): proton transmembrane transport; regulation of pH
Cellular component (GO): membrane; endomembrane system
Molecular function (GO): antiporter activity
Source: RefSeq, a predicted model, not a curated record